This is a messenger RNA of Lontra canadensis (Northern American river otter), 2286 nucleotides long. It is a transcript of the gene LRSAM1, whose product is annotated as leucine rich repeat and sterile alpha motif containing 1. Lineage: Eukaryota; Metazoa; Chordata; Mammalia; Carnivora; Mustelidae. The record is from RefSeq and is a predicted model, not a curated record. Bases 103 to 2286 code for a protein of 727 amino acids. The transcript is spliced from 25 exons. Gene Ontology annotation, molecular function: protein binding.
GACGCCCUUGCCGCCAUGUUGCUUGUGGGCAGUGCCUGAGGCUGACGGCUGGAGAACCCCGCUCCGGAGUCCCGAAGAUUACUCCAGGGCAAGAAAGAAAGAAUGCCGCUCUUCUUCCGGAAGCGGAAACCCAGUGAAGAGGCUCGGAAACGCCUAGAGUAUCAGAUGUGUCUGGCAAAAGAAGCUGGGGCCGAUGACAUUCUUGACAUCUCUAAGUGUGAGCUCUCAGAGAUUCCAUAUGGGGCUUUUGCAACGUGCAAAGUUCUGCAGAAGAAGGUGUUGAUUGUCCACACGAAUCACCUCACUUCCCUGCUCCCUAAAUCCUGCAGCCUCCUGAGUCUCAUAACCAUCAAGGUUCUGGAUCUUCACGAUAAUCAGCUGUCAGCGCUUCCUGACGACAUCGGGCAGCUGACCGCCCUCCAGGUCUUGAACGUGGAAAGGAAUCAAUUGACGUAUCUCCCACGUUCCAUUGGGAACCUGAUCCAGCUCCAGACCCUCAAUGUGAAAGAUAACAAGCUGAAGGAGCUUCCAGACACCGUGGGGGAACUUCGAAGCUUACGUACUCUUGACAUCAGUGAGAACGACAUUCAGAAGUUGCCGCAGCUGCUGGCACACGUUCGAACCCUGGAAACUCUGAGCCUCGACGCCUCGUGCAUGGUCUUCCCGCCCCAGGAGGUGUGCAGUGCUGGUACCCAGGCCAUUCAGCACUUCCUCUGCAAAGAGUCAGGGCUGGAAUACUACCCCCCUUCUCAGUACCUGCUGCCAGUCCUGGAGCAGGAUGGAGGCGACACCCCCCGGGACAGCCCAGACGGGCCCUCGGACAGACUCUGCAGGGAGGAGGUGGAGUGGCAGAAUAGGUUCUCAGACUAUGAGAAGAGGAAGGAACAGAAGAUGCUGGAGAAAUUGGAAUUUGAACGGCGUCUGGAACUCGGGCAGCGAGAGCAUGCCCAGCUCCUCCAGCAGAGCAACAAUCAGAAGGACGAGAUCCUUCAGACGGUCAAGGAGGAGCAGUCCCGGCUGGAGCAGGGCCUGAGCGCGCGGCAGCGCUACCUGGACGCCGAGCGCCAGCGGCUGCGGGAGCAGCUGAAGCAGACGGAGCAGAGCAUCUCCAGCCGGAUCCAGAAACUCCUGCAGGAGAACCAGAGGCAGAAGAAAAGUUCUGAGAUCUUGAAGUCGCUGGAAAAUGAAAGAAUAAGGAUGGAACAGUUGAUGUCCAUAACCCAGGAGGAGACUGAGAACCUGCGGAGACGUGAGAUUGCCUCCGCCAUGCAGCAGAUGCUGACCGAGAGCUGUAAGAGCCGGCUCGUCCAGAUGGCCUACGAGUCUCAGAGGCAGAGCUUGGUCCAGCAGGCCUGUUCCAGCAUGGCCGAAAUGGAUGACCGGUUCCAGCGGAUUCUGUCAUGGCAGCAGAUGGAUCAGAGCAAAGCCAUCAGCCAGAUCCUGCAGGAGAGCGCCAUGCAGAAGGCCGCGUUUGAGGCCCUCCAGGUGAAGAAAGACCUGAUGCACCGGCAGAUCAGGAACCAGAUUAAGUUAAUAGAAACUGAGUUAUUGCAGCUGACACAGCUGGAGGUAAAGAGGAAGUCCCUGGACACAGAGGCACUUCAGGAGGUGAUUGUCGAGCAGCGCUGGGCCCUGAGCUCCCUGCUCCAGCAGCUGCUCAAGGAAAAGACGCGGCGAGAGGAGGAGCUCCGGGAAAUUCUGACAGAGUUAGAAGCCAAAAGCGAAACCAAGCAGGAAAACUACUGGCUGAUUCAGUAUCAACGGCUUCUGAACCAGAAACCCUUGUCCUUGAAGCUGCAGGAGGAGGGCCUGGAGCGCCAGCUGGCCGCCCUCCUGGUGGAUCUCUCGGCGGAACACUACCUGCCCCUGUUCGCCCACCACCGCAUCUCGCUGGACACGCUGAGCCGCAUGAGCCCUGCCGACCUGGCCAAGGUGGGCGUCUCGGAAGCUGGCCUGCAGCACGAGAUCCUGCGGAGGGUGCGGGAGCUGCUGGCCGCAGCCAGGAUCCAGCCAGAGCUGCCGAACCCACCCAAGCUUGAGGCCCUUGGGGCCCUGGAGGUGCCCACUGCCCCCGAGGAGCUUCCUGAGCCCGCGACCCCGUCUGCUCCCCCCGAGGAGCUGGAGAUGCCGACCUCAGAAUGCGUCGUGUGCCUGGAGCGGGAGGCCCAGAUGAUCUUCCUCAACUGUGGCCACGUCUGCUGCUGCCACCAGUGUUGCCAGCCCCUGCGCACGUGCCCGCUGUGCCGCCAGGAGAUCGCUCAGUGUCUGCGGCUCUAUCGCGGCUGA